CGCGGCGAUCUCCCGGGCGCAAAACAACACCAAAACAGAGUGAACUCAAGCCUUCCAACACCUAUUUCGACACCACCACGCUUCCAAUUCGACCCGACACCUAUAAUCUUAUAGCUACAGCCCCGCGCUUUCACGCGAAAAUUCGCUACAAUCGAGAAACCGCACCGGCAGAGCUGCAACGCGUCAUCAGCACACCGCGCAUCCUCCCAGCACAUCACCCCCGCAGCGACAAUGGAUUCGGAGCACCGCAAAAUCGAACUCCAAUCCCCCGGCGAUCUUACAUACCUCACCUCGCAAAUCCGCACCGUCGCGCGCAAAAAAAUAGACCUGCACCUGCCCCCGCACCCGGACUCCUCCGAGCCCGACGACCUGCGCGCCCAAGUCGAAGACCUCGUCGACGCCUUCGUCGCGCAGGUCCUCGCCGGCCUGCGCCACAACAUCAGCAUAAAUGGGAUCGAUGUUGUAAAGCGCGGUUCAGAGGAAGACGGGGACGGCGACGCGGACGGCGAGAAAAUGGACGUCAAUGUCGAGAAUGCGGUGGUGCAGGUCGAGGACUUCGAGCCCUUUGAUGAGAAGCUGAGAGGGCGGCUGGGCGCUGCGGUUCAGAAGCGCGAUGCGCUUGUUGCGAAGAUUAGCCAGCAUCGGCGGACGACGCCGGCGCUGGCGGCGAGGCGGUGGGAGGAGCAGUUUAGUAGGGAGAUGGAGGAGUUGGAGAGGGGGUGGAGAGAGGGGCAGAAGAGGGCGGUGGAGAUGGGAGAGCAGGAUGUGCUGGGUGUGCAGGGCGUGAAGAGGAGGGAGGAGGUGGAGAGGAAUUGGGAGAGGGCUGUCGAAGGGUUGGGGCGGUUGCAGAAGGGGUUGCCGGAGACGAGGGCGAGGUUGGAGAGGUGUGGGGAUGUGGUUGGGUAUCUGCAAGGGGGUGGGAAGGAGAAGGAGAAGGGGAGGGUGUAGAGAAGGUGAUCUUGAGGCGUUCUGGAUGGGAGGUGGUUAUGAAAUGGGCUAUGGUUGGAUUGGGCUGGAUCGGCGUUUUGGCGUUGCGGAGUUUGGCCUCCAGCAUCUGUUUAGCACUGAGUAAUCCACUCAACGGAGGCGUGAAGGAUACCCAAAGUUUACCUCUCUGUAUAAGCGCCUUUAUGCAACAAGAUAAUCGUUCUGAGCGCUGAUCCAAGAAGCAUUGACUUCCUGAUUCUACCCAGUUUUCCUGUACCUACAUUAUACUUAUGGAACCACUACGAGGGAACGGAUAGAGCAG
Trematosphaeria pertusa is the source of this 1249-nucleotide messenger RNA. RefSeq lists its product as uncharacterized. The coding region runs from base 232 to 948 and encodes 238 amino acids. Gene Ontology annotation, cellular component: kinetochore; MIS12/MIND type complex. The transcript has a single exon. NCBI's taxonomy places the organism in Eukaryota, Fungi, Ascomycota, Dothideomycetes, Pleosporales, Trematosphaeriaceae. Gene Ontology annotation, biological process: mitotic sister chromatid segregation. The record is from RefSeq and is a predicted model, not a curated record.